CCGUGCUCCACCGCCAUCCCCCCACACACACCUUGCAUCGUCGGGCCCACAUGUCGGCUGUAGAGUAGUCAAAUCGCCGCAGCCUUAUUCAAUAAGCCAGCCGUGUCCAGUGCACCACUUCAAGCCAACCGCUUCCACUCCACAACUCCUCUUUGUCCAUCUAAAAUCCCUCACCCAAGCUCGCCCAAAUCCCUAACCCUCGCUAAUCGAUCUCCUAGCCGUCGCCGUCCAAUCCGCAAGCCACAAUGGAGAUCACUCCUUCACUGGCACUAAUCCUUGUUCGGGUGGCCGCUGGCGAUGCGGAGAAGCUGGCCCGGCUGCGCGAGAUAUGCUCGUGGUUCCGUGACCCGACGAUGCUCUACGAGGAGGCGAUCGGCAUCGCCGGUUGUCUUGUGGACGAGGAGAAGGCCACCAUGCGCCUGAACCAUGAUUUUCCAGUGGAGUACCUCUAUUGGGCGACGAUGGAUGCGGAGAGUGACGAUCCGGUGCAGAGGUACCGCUGGAGGGCCUACAAGUCUAGCCUGUAUGGCGAUGGAGCGAGUCAUGGCGCUGGCCAGGGCGCUGAUCAGGGCGGCCACGGCGUUGACGAUGGUGUUGGCCAUGGCAUGGCUCUGGACGUGGCUGGUCAUGGCGAAGCGACAUGCGUCAUCGCUCUCCCUGCUGCCUCGUCAUUCAAUCUGCAUAGGAGGAGGCUGCAUGCAAAGGAGGUGGCCCUACCUCAUCGCUCUCCCCCCCUUCUCCCGCCGCUCUCCGAGGAAUGCACGCUCCACCGAGGUGCAGUAGAGAUGGAAGUACAAAGAAGUGCAAAAUGGAUUGAAGAAGUGGAAGAGCCUGCAAGCUGAUCUAUGUAGUAGUAAGAGAUGAUGCAAGUUGAUGUUUAGACCCGGUGUAUGUUAAGACCUUAUGCAUGGUUCAUGUAUUAUGCUUGCCCCAAGAUCAAUAUCAUGCAUGAUGGUUCUGUCUUUGCUCAAUC
Molecule: messenger RNA, 973 nt
Organism: Triticum aestivum (bread wheat)
Lineage: Eukaryota; Viridiplantae; Streptophyta; Magnoliopsida; Poales; Poaceae
Exons: 2
Coding region: 246-842 (198 amino acids)
Source: RefSeq, a predicted model, not a curated record